AUGCAGCUCCUCAAGAUAUACGUUACAGUUCUUGUGUUGUUCCAGCUGGCGAGAGCCGACUCAGUAUACAACCCUACAGUUACAACUACGCGGUUCUGGACCGGUUCCACAGCCUCCACAACAACUCAAACAAAUGCACCAGGUGGAACUGACUCGGUACUAGUUUAUGCUCCUCACAACCCAACGACCACGGUUACGCGAUUCUGGACUGGUACCACCACGUCAUCCACAACUGAAACGAACAUACCGGGACGAUCAGACUCAGUCGUGGUGUUUGCUCCGUGUAAUCCUACGGUUACAGUGACUCAGUUUUAUGGAGGGCGUGAGACGUACGCAUAUACUCAAACUAGUAAUCCACAGGAGACCGAUAUCGUUGUGAUCUUCUACCCGUACAAUCCCACAACCACCACUACCCGAUUCUGGACCGGCGUCACAACUUCCAAGACGACUCAGACUAACGCACCAGGUAAAACCGACUCGGUGCUAGUAUACGCUCCCCACAAUCCUACAGUUACAACUACUCAGUUCUGGACCGGUAAUGAUGCUUCAACUACGACUCAGACUAACGCACCUGGUGGAACUGACUCGGUGGUAGUUUAUGCUCCCCACAAUCCAACAGUUACAACUACUCAGUUCUGGACCGGUAAUGAUGCUUCAACUACGACACAGACUAACGCACCUGGUGGAACUGACUCGGUGCUAGUAUACGCUCCCCACAAUCCUACAGUUACAACUACUCAGUUCUGGACCGGCGUCACAGCUUCAUCCACGACACAGACUAACGCACCAGGUAAAACCGACUCGGUGCUAGUAUACGCUCCACACAAUCCUACAGUUACAACUACUCAGUUCUGGACCGGUAAUGAUGCUUCAACUACGACACAGACUAACGCACCAGGUGGAACUGACUCGGUGGUAGUUUAUGCUCCCCACAAUCCAACAGUUACAACUACUCAGUUCUGGACCGGCGUCACAGCUUCAUCCACGACACAGACUAACGCACCAGGUGGAACUGACUCGGUGGUAGUUUAUGCUCCCCACAAUCCUACAGUUACAACUACUCAGUUCUGGACCGGUAAUGAUGCUUCAACUACGACACAGACUAACGCACCUGGUGGAACUGACUCGGUGCUAGUAUACGCUCCCCACAAUCCUACAGUUACAACUACUCAGUUCUGGACCGGCGUCACAUCUUCAACUACGACUCAGACUAACGCACCAGGUGGAACUGACUCGGUGCUAGUUUAUGCUCCACACAAUCCAACAGUUACAACUACUCAGUUCUGGACCGGCGUCACAUCUUCAUCCACGACACAGACUAACGCACCAGGUGGAACUGACUCGGUGCUAGUAUACGCUCCCCACAAUCCAACAGUUACAACUACUCAGUUCUGGACCGGCGUCACAGCUUCAUCCACGACACAGACUAACGCACCAGGUGGAACUGACUCGGUGGUAGUUUAUGCUCCCCACAAUCCAACAGUUACAACUACUCAGUUCUGGACCGGUAAUGAUGCUUCAACUACGACACAGACUAACGCACCAGGUGGAACUGACUCGGUGCUAGUAUACGCUCCCCACAAUCCUACAGUUACAACUACUCAGUUCUGGACCGGCGUCACAUCUUCAACUACGACUCAGACUAACGCACCAGGUGGAACUGACUCGGUGCUAGUUUAUGCUCCACACAAUCCAACAGUUACAACUACUCAGUUCUGGACCGGUAAUGAUGCUUCAACUACGACACAGACUAACGCACCAGGUGGAACUGACUCGGUGGUAGUUUAUGCUCCCCACAAUCCAACAGUUACAACUACCCAGUUUUGGACGAGAGAAGAUACAUCCGCCUCAACACAUACUAACGGUCCCGAAUCGACCGACCUUGUCGUCAUCUUUUACCCAAAUAACCCAACCAUUACAACCACCGAGUUCUGGACCGGUACGGAAGCCACAGCUUACACCGAGACGUUUGGACCUCAAGCAACCGACUCGGUCAUCGUUUUGGUCCCUCACAACCCGGUGGUCACUGUUACGGAAUUCUGGACAGGUACAGAAACAUCCACAUCGACGCAAUCGAAUGGAUUCCAUUCGGUUGACGUGGUGCACGUGUUGGUACCUCCAAAUCCUACCACCACCGUCACCGAGUUCUGGACAGGAGAGUCAGAGUCGACAUCGACGCAGACAAAUGGGCCAGAGUCGGUUGACGAAGUCCAUGUGUUGGUUCCACACAAUCCUACCACCACCGUCACCGAGUUCUGGACAGGAGAGUCAGAGUCGACAUCGACGCAGACAAAUGGACCAGAGUCGGUUGACGAAGUCCAUGUGUUGGUUCCCCACAAUCCUACCACCACCGUAACUGAAUUCUGGACAGGUUCGGAAACAUCCGCAUCGACGCAGACAAAUGGACCAGAGUCGGUUGACGAAGUCCAUGUGUUGGUUCCACACAAUCCUACCACCACCGUCACCGAGUUCUGGACAGGAGAGUCAGAGUCGACAUCGACGCAGACAAAUGGGCCAGAGUCGGUUGACGAAGUUCAUGUGUUGGUUCCACACAAUCCUACCACCACCGUCACCGAGUUCUGGACAGGAGAGUCAGAGUCGACAUCGACGCAGACAAAUGGGCCAGAGUCGGUUGACGAAGUUCAUGUGUUGGUUCCACACAAUCCUACCACCACCGUAACUGAAUUCUGGACAGGUUCGGAAACAUCCGCAUCGACGCAGACAAAUGGACCAGAGUCGGUUGACGAAGUCCAUGUGUUGGUUCCACACAAUCCAACGAUCACUAUUGUAGAGUAUUGGACGGAAAGCUUCGAUAUGACAUCUACACUAGUUAAUGGGCCAGAGAGCACAGAUUACUUGAUAAUCAAAAAGCUUUCAAGUGCCGUGGACACGGAAGGUGCGUCAUCAUCUAGCGAGCUUUUGAUUUCUGUCACCGGUUCAGUAACAGAUUUUACAUCAAUAGCAAUGGAAUCAGUUAGCUUGGAAACUUCAUCAAGUGCUGCUGAGAUUCUGGGAAAUGAGGUCACUAGCGUGACGCUGGCCGGUGAAGAAAUCGACGCAUCGACUCAAUCCAACGUUGCAUCUGUACUUUCAUCAAGUGAAUCAAGUGAAUCAAGUGAGACGGGGACAGAACGAGCCGUUGGUGAACAUAAAAAAUUGACAUCAACGUUUUCCGCAGAGGCUUUUGUAGAUAGUCUGCUGUCCACAACUUAUUUGGCCAGCAUGGUGGAAGAAUCAUCGGAUCAAGUGAGUAGUAUGCUGAGAACUAUUUCCAACGUUAGUGAGAUUGAACUCACCACUUCAUCAUCAACCUUUGAUACCGAGUUGGAAACAACUCCAGUGGAGACGCCAACUUUGGAGAAUGUCUUGUCAAGUCAAACAAACGAGUUUUCAGUUGCCCUGGAGACUUUGUCAGAUACAGUAUUGGUUUCAACAAAGUUAAAUUUUUCAACCGAAACCACCAGCAACUCUUCACCGGAUCCCGUACAGAGCUCCCAUCAUGAGUGGUUCUCAACAUCGAUUGCAACAACUUCAAGUGCUGGAGUGUCAAGCGAGUCAGACUGGGUUUACAUCAGCGACGAUCUGUCCUUGCGCGUCUCGUAUCCUGAACCAUCUUUCAGCUCCAUCGAUUUGGAUGUCAAAACUGCCUCAGAUACGGAAGGUGUCACGUCCAGCUACUUCCCAUCUCCAACAAAUUUCAAUUCAGAAGAUGCAUCGAUUUUGGAAGAAUACACUUUGAACAGUUUUUCAUCAAUUGCAGCUAUCCCAUCAUCACACGCGACGGAUUUAAGCGGCACAAGUGACGAGCCACUGUGGUCUCGAACUUUGCCUUCCAGAACUGGUCGAGUUAGAUCAACUUCUUUGGAUUCAGAUUUGAUUAUACCAUCGGGAUUUAGCGAAUCUACAGCAGAAAUUGUGCAAACAGAAACAGACAGUCCAAGUGAGUCAACAGAAGAAGUUGUCACGACGGAAACGGUUUAUCCAAGUGAAGAAGUUGUGACGACGGAGUUAAUUACUCCAAAGGAAUUGACUGCAGAAGUUGCUCAGACCGAAUCAAAUAUGUCAAACGAAUCGACUGCAGAAGUUGUGACAACCGAAUCAAAUGUGUCAAGUGAGUCUACAGAAGAAGCCGCUAUUGAGACAACUUUUAUUGAAUCAACUACAGAACUUGCCAAGACGGAAACAGAUAGUCCAAGUGAGUCUACAGAAGAAGUUGUCAAGACGGAGACAGAUAGUCCAAGUGAAUCGAGUGACGAAGUUGUCAAGACGGAGACAGAUAGUCCAAGUGAGUCUACAGAAGAAGUUAUCAAGACGGAGACAGAUAGUCCAAGUGAAUCGAGUGACGAAGUUGUCAAGACGGAGACAGAUAGUCCAAGUGAAUCGAGUGACGAAGUUAUCAAGACGGAGACAGAUAGUCCAAGUGAAUCGAGUGACGAAGUUGUCAAGACGGAGACAGAUAGUCCAAGUGAAUCGAGUGACGAAGUUGUCAAGACGGAGACAGAUAGUCCAAGUGAGUCUACAGAAGAAGUUAUCAAGACGGAGACAGAUAGUCCAAGUGAGUCUACAGAAGAAGUUAUCAAGACGGAGACAGAUAGUCCAAGUGAAUCGAGUGACGAAGUUGUCAAGACGGAGACAGAUAGCCCAAGUGAGUCUACAGAAGAAGUUAUCAAGACGGAGACAGAUAGUCCAAGUGAAUCGAGUGACGAAGUUGUCAAGACGGAGACAGAUAGUCCAAGUGAAUCGAGUGACGAAGUUGUCAAGAUGGAGACAGAUAGUCCAAGUGAAUCGAGUGACGAAGUUGUCAAGACGGAGACAGAUAGUCCAAGUGAAUCGAGUGACGAAGUUGUCAAGACGGAGACAGAUAGCCCAAGUGAGUCUACAGAAGAAGUUGUCAAGACGGAAACGGAUAGUCCAACUGAGUCCACCGAAGAAGUUGUAACAACGGAGCCCUUAGAAGUCUCAUUGCCGGAAUCGACUGCGUACACAUCGUUCGUUUACUUCUCCUCCUCAUUAGAAGGUUCACCUUUGUAUGUGAGCUCAAUCGCUGCAAAUACACCUUCAGAUUUUGUAACUUCGACACCGUCCGCCAGUUUGCCUUUUUCUUCAGCUCCGAUAAGUUCCAAUGACGAGACGGAUAGCAGUACCUUUGAGUCAUCACUGUACUCAGCAUCGCCCAAACAUUCGGAAACUUCCUUUCAGAGCGUUUCAGAGACGACGACAGAGCUAAUUCCUACUGGCUCCUUGCAAAGUUCAAGCGAGUUGACGAGCUCAACAGAGACGCCUUCUUUACCGGUUGAAUCUUUGCAAUCUCAGGCCGACCAGUCAACAAUAAACCAAGAAUCUGCUUCGUCCACGACUUUACACCUGGAAUUAUCAGCAACUUCAUCAUAUUUUUCCAGCUUCGUCAGCACAUCAAGCACACUGAGCACACCAGACACACCAAGCACCAAUGUUGAAACUACCUUGUCAAUUUCAAGCUCGUUGUCCACAAGUGAAAUGAAAGUCUCGAUCACCGUCGAUGGAGUUUCUUCUCCAUUCUCGAGUUUGACUUCCACUAAUCAAGAAGUAACAAGCACUAAAGACAGCGAUUCUUUGUCAGUUGCAAACUUUGUGUCAAUAAGUCAAGAACUGUCAAGCACCUUUGACGGAGCCACUUUGACAACAACAGACACGUCGUCUACUGGUGAAUACAUGUCAAGCGGUGACGACUUGACUAACUUGACAACUUUGUCGACUUCAAGUCCGGUGGCUACAAGCCAAGACACAUUGUCUCCGCUUUUCCCGACAAUAGUUGUCCCUUCAGCACCGCCCGUGUCAUCAUCAUUCAGCGCUUCACCAAUUUACCCGUCGUAUGGGAAUUUCACUCAAACUGUCCCCAACUCAGGUUCAACUAGCAGCGGCCCAAUCUGGUCCACAUCAAUUGCAGGAGCCGAUCCGCGUGCAGCUAUUUCGGCGUCCACUUCUAGUUUGAGAUACAGCAUCUCAUCGCCUGGUUAUCUCUCGCAAUCGACAACUGAUCCAAAUGCUGGAAAAACAACGUCCACGAUUCAAGUUUUUACUGACGAUAAAACUUUGAUUGAUACUACGCCAUCGACGCCGACAUUAGACUACCUGAUUAUGUCGUCGAGUUUUGUUGGAGUAUACGUUGCGACGACCGAGUCAUCACAUGAAUCUAGACAUUCGCAAGAUGUUGAUGCAGGAGCUACUAGUUCUGGACAAAAGAAGACAAGCGUGCUGGAUUCUAUUGGAUUGGUGGAAACUACAGGCGUUUCAGCUUCAAUUUCAACAAAAAUCGGCACUCUGGAUUCUACUCAAGCAGUCACGACUACGCUUAUAGAUGUUGAAAAAACAAAUUCCCACGAGGAGAACAAGUUGCUGACCUCAAAAACAAGUGACGAUCUAGAGGCUCACAGUUCCAAGACCAUUGCUACGUCAACAGGCAAAGAUCAACACACAUCAAAAAUUGGAACCAGUGAGACAAUUUCUUCACCAAGCGCAUCUUUUGCCACCACCGCCAUGACCUCGAGUCAGCAGCACACCACAGGAACGGAAGAGCCUCGUGUUGACAUAGAUACGUCCAUUCUCGCUGGGGUGGAUCAGCGAUCUUCCGUUGUUUCACGGAAUCCAAAUUCUCGACAAGUUACCCCAGCAGCUAGCUUGACAAAGCAAACUGAUGAAACCAAUGACCUCACGUUGUCGUCCACAACUUCAGAUAUCGCCAAGUCUUUUGAUUCCAAUGCCGAGUCAACAAAUACAGUAUCCAGUUACAGUCACACAGACUCUGUUGAAGCUGGAUACGCAAAAGAAUCAGCGGCUACUAGAGCUCAAGUUCAUCCACCUGAUGGUGCCUCAUCCACGGAUCACCAGUAUUGGAGCGUUGCAUUGCUGACAUCGAAGUCGUCUAUGCAUCCACCAGCACCGUCUUCUCCGGCGCAGGUGUCAAUCUACGAAGGACUGGCAUCAAAGAGCGUCUGCAUCAAAUGGAUUCUUCUUUUCGUUACAAUAUUCGAUAUCAUAUUUUACUAG
This is a messenger RNA of Lodderomyces beijingensis, 7026 nucleotides long. The record is from the annotation of a GenBank genome assembly. NCBI's taxonomy places the organism in Eukaryota, Fungi, Ascomycota, Pichiomycetes, Serinales, Debaryomycetaceae.